Molecule: messenger RNA, 2166 nt
Organism: Mucor velutinosus
Lineage: Eukaryota; Fungi; Mucoromycota; Mucoromycetes; Mucorales; Mucoraceae
Exons: 6
Coding region: 1-2166 (721 amino acids)
Biological process (GO): protein refolding; protein unfolding; cellular response to heat
Cellular component (GO): mitochondrial matrix; cytoplasm
Molecular function (GO): ATP hydrolysis activity; ATP binding
Source: RefSeq, a predicted model, not a curated record
AUGUACAGAUUGGCUCGACGUACCAAGAACAAUCCAGUCUUGAUUGGUGAAGCAGGUGUCGGCAAAACUGCAAUUGCUGAGGGCUUGGCUCAGCGUAUUGUGGCAAAUGAAGUGCCCGAAUCAAUUCAAGGAAAGAGAGUUAUAGCUUUGGACUUGGGUGCUCUCGUUGCAGGUGCAAAGUAUAGAGGUGAAUUUGAGGAUCGGCUCAAAGGCGUUUUGAAGGAAGUGUCCGAGUCAGAGGGAAACAUUAUCCUGUUUGUAGACGAAAUUCACACAUUGCUUGGUUUGGGCAAAUCUGAAGGUGCCAUGGAUGCCAGCAACUUGCUCAAGCCUGCAUUAGCAAGAGGCCAACUGCGAUGUGUAGGUGCCACUACCAUUGAUGAAUACCGCAAAUACAUCAUGCAAGAUCCUGCUUUGGCUCGUCGUUUCCAGCAAGUCAUGGUUGAGGAACCCUCCGUUCAGGAUACAAUCUCUAUUCUACGUGGUCUCAAGGAACGUUACGAAGUACAUCAUGGUGUGCGUAUCUCUGAUGCAGCCAUCGUAGCUGCCGCCAUCCACUCUCAUCGAUACAUUGCAGACCGCUUCCUCCCUGACAAAGCUAUUGAUCUGAUUGAUGAAGCAUGCUCCAAGCUUCGUCUUCAACAAGAAAGCAAGCCUGAAGCUCUUGAAAACCUCGAUCGCCAAAUCAUGACUCUUCAAAUUGAAUUGGAGAGUCUGCGAAAGGAAACGGAUGUGAUGUCUGUUGAACGUCGCGACAAGCUAAAGCAAGAUCUCGAAAACAAGCAAAAGGAGAGCGAGCGUCUGUCUGCUGUUUGGAACACGGAGCGUCAGAAACUGGAUGAAAUCAAAAAGAUCAAGGAAGAUUUGGAGAAGGCCCGUGUUGAUUUGGAACAAGCUCAGCGUGCAGGCAAUUUUCAACGUGCCUCUGAAUUAAGAUAUGGUGUCAUCCCCAACUUGGAGAAACAGCUGCCAACCGAAAGCCAAGCCGACGACGAGAAUACCGAGUCCUUUAUCCAUGAGAGAGUAACAUCCAACGAUAUCGCUCGUGUGGUUUCUCAAAUGACUGGUAUUCCCGUCCGCAAUCUGCUCAAGGGAGAACGCGAGAAGCUGCUGCACAUGGAGGACGUCAUGACAGAGCGUGUUGUGGGCCAAGAUGAAGCUAUCCACGCUGUCGCUGAUGCUGUUCGUUUGAGUCGUGCUGGUCUGCAAAACCCUAGUAAACCCAUCGCUUCCUUUUUGUUCCUGGGUCCUACCGGUGUUGGUAAAACUGAGCUCUGCAAGACCAUUGCCAAGUUCUUGUUUGAUACUGAGAAUGCCAUUGUUCGAGUGGAUAUGUCAGAAUACAUGGAGAAGUUUAGUGUCAGUCGUUUGAUCGGUUCCCCUCCAGGCUACGUGGGCCAUGAAGAAGGCGGUGAAUUGACUGAAGCUGUUCGUCGUCGCCCAUACGCGGUGGUCUUGCUGGAUGAAAUGGAAAAGGCACACCGUGAUGUAUCCAACAUCUUGUUGCAAGUCCUGGAUGAUGGUGUCUUAACCGAUACAAAGGGUCGCAAAAUCGAUUUCCGUAACACCAUCAUUAUCAUGACAUCCAAUUUGGGCGCUGAGGCUCUGGUGCAUGAUACCAACCAAGAAGGUGUUGUCAGCACGCGUGCCAAGGAAAGUGUAAUGGACGCUGUCAGACAUAGUUUUGCACCUGAAUUCGUCAAUCGUAUUGAUGAGAUGGUCAUCUUUAAUCGACUUUCAAAGAAUGCAUUGCGUGAUAUAGUGGAUGUGCGUAUCAAGGAAGUGGAAGAACGUACAGCAGAUCGUCGCAUCAAGAUUGAUGUUGAUUUGCAGGCAAGAGACUGGCUGGGAGAGCGUGGUUACGAUCCUGCCUAUGGUGCCCGUCCUUUGAAUCGCUUGAUUCAAAAGAAGUUAUUGAAUCCCUUGGCUCGCCUUUUGAUUGACGGCGGUGUACGUACAGGAGAAACAGCAAAGGUUACUGUGGAAACUCUGGACAAUGGUGAAACUGAAUUGGUCAUUCAACGAAAUCAUGCUCCUGGUACCGCCAGUACUGAAGAAGAAAACUUGACAAAGAAGCACUUGGCCCCUGUUGGAGAUGAAGAGGCCGUUCUGGAAGAGGAUGGAUUGAACAAGGAGAAAAAGAAUGACGAUGGAGAGUUGUUCUAA